Messenger RNA from Botrytis porri, 942 nucleotides. RefSeq lists its product as uncharacterized. The record is from RefSeq and is a predicted model, not a curated record. The coding region runs from base 1 to 942 and encodes 313 amino acids. Gene Ontology annotation, molecular function: iron ion binding; heme binding; oxidoreductase activity, acting on paired donors, with incorporation or reduction of molecular oxygen. NCBI's taxonomy places the organism in Eukaryota, Fungi, Ascomycota, Leotiomycetes, Helotiales, Sclerotiniaceae. The transcript is spliced from 3 exons.
AUGGACGAUAAUCACCAUGAAAUAUUAUCCCUCAGAUCUUUGAAUUUGAUAUUUGCAAGAUUCAACGCCGUUUUGUUCAAAAAUACCCUUCCGCAAUACACAAAGAUCCUUCGAAAAAAUGACAAUGACUUGAUUCUCACACCGGGAUUAUCCCUCCCUCUCAAAGCGAGAUUGUCAUUAGGUACGUUCGCUAUCACAGCUAGAAUCACCCAUAGUCCUACCCACAAGAUUGAUCGCACCAUGCCACCCCAGAUAUUCCUUCCUUCUAGGGGUACGUUCUCUAUCAACAGCAGUCCCGGAGAUGACGUGAGCGCUCUCCUAGAAGCAGCGAUCGGUUUGUACCUACAAUGGUACAGCUGCCAAAAUCCCAGCUGUAUAAAUCAUAUCACUGCUUGUGGGAAAGCCUACAGAGGACACGCAUGGCAGAAAAUUGCCAACCUGUUGGAGAAAUUUGAGAUGAUGAGCGAUAUGCAGAAUUUGAUUGGUUCGCAGGUGCGUUUGAGAAGACAUGAGGAGUUUGUUAGGGAAUUGAGCUAUUGGGAUAGGCCAAGACUGUUGGUAUCUUUGGGUUUGAUAAGGGAAUUGGGGUUGGUGGCGUGGACUGUGGAGGAUUUCGUGUAUGCUGCGGAGGAGGAACGGAGAAAGAGAGUUACUUCGAAGUCAGAAGAAAGGAGUGAGGAGUUUGAUAGCGGAGUGAUAGAUAUCGACGCCCAGAGGAAGCACAACAAAACACAUGCUCCUUUUUCUAGGGGAACUAGGAUUUGUCUUGGCAUGAAUCUCGCAUGGGCUGAGAUGUAUUUGCUACUUGCCGCUCUUGUUCAGAGAUUUGAUUUCCAAUUUGAGGGGGCUACCUCAAAGGACUUUGAAUGUGAGAGUGAUCAAUUUAUCAUUGGGACUAGUGGAAAGGGCGUUUUGAACGCUGUUGUUGCUUCUUGUAGAUAA